Messenger RNA from Drosophila busckii, 1956 nucleotides. RefSeq names its product integrin-linked protein kinase homolog pat-4 (gene Ilk). Gene Ontology annotation, biological process: protein phosphorylation; cell-matrix adhesion; integrin-mediated signaling pathway. Lineage: Eukaryota; Metazoa; Arthropoda; Insecta; Diptera; Drosophilidae. The record is from RefSeq and is a predicted model, not a curated record. Bases 134 to 1480 code for a protein of 448 amino acids. Gene Ontology annotation, cellular component: stress fiber; focal adhesion. The transcript has 5 exons. Gene Ontology annotation, molecular function: protein binding; protein kinase activity; ATP binding.
AGCUAACACAACAGGUCUUUCGCAAACACAACUGCUGCAAUUUUACGGUUUUUAAGCGUUUAUAAAUGUUUUUUAAGUGCAAUUUUUAGAAUAAACGUUAAUAAAGUGCAUAAUAAACGCGUGUAGUGCAGUUAUGGAGGAUAUAUUUCACUGGUGUCGCGAGGGCAACUCGAUUCAAGUGCGCCUUUGGCUAGAUGAGACCGAGCAUGAUAUGAAUUUGGGUGAUGAUCAUGGCUUCAGCCCACUGCAUUGGGUGGCCAAAGAGGGACAUACGAAGCUGGUUGAGACGCUGUUACAACGAGGUGCCCGAGUCAAUGCCACCAACAUGGGCGAUGACAUUCCCCUACAUCUGGCAGCCGCCCACGGACACCGUGAUGUUGUGCAAAUGCUGUUGCGUGAGCGCUCUGAUGUAAACGCUGUGAAUGAGCAUGGAAACUCACCGUUGCACUACGCCUGCUUCUGGGGCUACGAUAUGAUUUGCGAGGACUUGCUAAGUGCCGGCGCUUUGGUAACUAUUGCCAAUAAGGAUGGUCACACGCCGAUUGACAAGGCCAAGCCCAGCCUGGGCAAGCGCCUGCAGGAUUUGGCCGAAAAGAAUGGACAGGAAAUGAAGAUCAUUAGCUUCAAGGAGCAGAGUUGGCUGGGCAUGAAGACACGCUCACGCGAUGCAACAUUGUCGCGUUUCAAGGGCAUCAGUAUGGGAGACUUGGACUUGCACACGAAGCUGUCAGUAACGCCCUCAGGAGAAACAUGGCGAGGACGCUGGCAGAAGAAUGACGUUAUAGCCAAAAUUUUAGCAGUGCGUCAGUGCACCUCGCGCAUAUCGCGUGAUUUUAACGAAGAGUUCCCCAAGCUACGCAUCUUCUCGCAUCCCAAUAUCUUGCCCAUCAUUGGCGCCUGCAACUCGCCUCCAAAUCUAGUGGUUAUUAGUCAGUUCAUGCCACGGUCUUCGCUCUUCAAUCUGCUGCACGGCGCCUCGGGUGUUGUGGUGGAUACUACUCAGGCAGUGCACUUUGCCUUGGACAUAGCACGCGGUAUGGCGUUCUUACACUCGCUGGAGCGCAUCAUACCCACAUAUCAUUUGAACAGUCAUCAUGUUAUGAUUGACGAUGAUCUGACAGCGCGCAUAAAUAUGGGUGAUGCCAAGUUUUCGUUCCAGGAGAAGGGACGCAUCUAUCAGCCAGCUUGGAUGUCGCCCGAGGCGUUGCAGCGCAAAUCAGCAGAUCGCAACUGGGAAGCAUCGGACAUGUGGAGCUUUGCAGUGCUGAUCUGGGAGUUGACAACGCGUGAGGUGCCAUUUGCCGAAUGGUCGCCCAUGGAGUGCGGCAUGAAGAUUGCGCUGGAGGGCCUGCGUGUCAAGAUACCGCCAGGCACAUCCGCACACAUGUCCAAACUUAUAAAUAUUUGCAUGAAUGAGGAUCCUGGCAAGCGACCCAAGUUUGAUAUGGUGGUGCCUAUUCUGGAGAAGAUGAAGCGCUAAGCUAACAAAAUGAAAAAAACUUGUUUCAUGACUGCAACGAAAUUAUGAAGCCAAAAUGUGCCUGUUUACAAAUUUGAGAAAGUUGUGUUUUGCCAACUAAUUCUAAUGAUAACUACUUGUGUUAAAUAACUGAAACUUAAUCUGAAUCUAAAGCUAACCGCAAGUGCCUAAAACUUUAUAGUCCAAACAAGUAUCGCGCCAAAUUCAAAUUGUAAAAGCUUUUAAGCAAACUUUUGUGUUCUUUAUCCAUCUCUCUCUCUUUCUAUGUGUCUUUCUCGUACAUGUGGUGUGUACUUGUAUUUUAUACUAUGUCCUGUUUAUGUUUUUGUUUAAAUGAUAUUUGGACGGUGCUCGAUUUUGUAUACGUUUUAAGUUGAUUUAUACAAACAAACAUUAACAGUUAAGCUUUUGAAGUACGUAUUUAUACAGCAAUAUAUAUUUGUUACUAAUAAUUAAACGAAUUUGUGUACCUACAA